AUGGAGAGGCAGGCACAACAACCAGCGGCAGGCCCGCCCACUCCGAAACUGCGUCGGCGGCGACGGCCCGCGUUAUCGUGCCGCGAAUGCCGUCGCCGCAAGAUCAAGUGCGACCACAACAACCCGUGCGGCCACUGCCAGCACCACAAGACGCAGUGCAUCUACCGGCCCUACAGCUACGAGGAGAACAUAUCCAUAUCCCGUCCAGGAGCAGGAGCACAGUCACAGUCCCCGGCCGAGAACCAGCAAUCGUUCGGCGAUGAUGCCGCCAGUUCACGCGCGACCACGCAAAGUCCCCCCAGCCUCCGUGAUCUCCUGCAGCGGGUGCAGAAGCUCGAGGAGUCGUCGGCACCCCGGACUGACGACAACCUAACCACUCUUCAUGCUCUCUCCGAAGCAGACCGCAACUCUCUUGCCCACCCGUCGCCGGCCACGCAGCAGGAAUGGCAGGCAGUGCUGAACAAGCCCCGGGACUGGGGCCGGAGCCGUUGGAUGGGCGCCGCCGCCGACGAGUAUGCCGCCAUCAUCGCCUGCUACAGCGAGAUGAUCGGCCGCGACAGCAAGGAACCCGCUUUUCAGACACCUGAAGUUGCCGCUCUGAUUACCGAGGCGGGCGAGUACCUGCGGAAAUGCAAGGUAAGGGCGAAGAGCAUCAAAGUUGGCCGGCCCACCCGCGGCUUGCCUCCUCCGGGCUACGGCCUCAACCCCCCUUCUCGGGACGUGGCCGAUGCCAUCGCCAACCUCUACUUUGCGUCGUUCGAGUCGACGCACCGCAUUCUGCACGCCCCGACUUUCUGGGCCGAGUACCAAAAGUUCUGGGAGCAGCCCGACGCCGCCGCACCCGACCUCCGCCUCAAGGUGCUCCUCGUCAUUGGCAUCGGAUCGAGUCUCUACGACCACGGCGACGCGGCCGCCACGCACCGCAACAUUGAGACCGUCCACCAAUGGAUCUACGCCGCGCAAAUGUGGCUCUCAGGCCCGCUGGAGAAGGACCGCCUCAACAUGACGGGGCUGCAGAUCUACUGCCUCACCCUGCUCGCGCGCCAGAUCUUCUCCAUCGGCGGCGACACGGUGUGGUUGUCGGUCGGCUCGCUCGUGCACCGCGCCAUGCAGAUGGGCCUGCACCGCGACCCCAAGCACCUUCCCGCCAUGCCCCUCCUCCAGGCCGAGCUCCGCCGCCGGCUGUGGGCCACCAUCCUCGAGCUCGUCGUGCAGGCCUCGCUCGACGCCUGGAUGCCGCCGCGCAUCUCGCUCGACGAGUUCGACACGCUCCCGCCGGCCAACGUCAACGACGACGAGCUCCUCUCCGACUCCGCCACCUCACUCACCCCCCACCCGCCCACCACCUUCACCAGCACCUCGAUCCAACUCGCCCUGCUCUCCUCCCUCCCCACCCGCCUGCGAAUCGUGCACCUGCUCAACAACCUGCACGCCUCCCCCUCCUACCCCUCCAUCCUGUCCCUCACGUCGCAACUCACCUCCGCCCUGGCCCCGUCCCAGGCCCUGAAAUCCGCCACCCCGUUCCACCGCAACCUCCUCGACUACCUCACCCGGCGCUUCCUCAUCCCCCUGCACUACGCGCCCGCCCACGCGGCGCACGCCAACCCUCUCUUCCACUACUCCCUCAAGCUAUCGUUGGACGCCGCGCUGGCCCUCAUCUCGCCUGAACAACCCGACCCGCUGUUCGCGCAGCUCAUGGCCACAGGCGGCGGUUUAUUCCGGGAGGGGAUCCGUCACGCGGCGUCGGCGGUCGGGUUGGAGUUGCUGUCACAUGUAGAGUCACAAAGGCGGAGUGGGACGCUGGGACGGGUGACGCAUUAUAGGGAGGUGUUAAAAGGGGCGGUAGGGGAGUUGAUGAGGCUUGCUGAGGAACGGGUGAGGAGGGGGGAGACGAACGUCAAGAGUCAUAUGUUUUUGGGCAUGAUUUUGGGACAGGUGGCGGCUGUUGAGGAGGGGAGGGAUGUUGGUAUGGCGGUGGCAAAGGCGGCGAGGGAUAGUCUGGAGUUUUGCUAUGGGUUGUUGUUGAGGUUGAGGCCUGAGGGGAGCGGGCUGACGCCGGAGGAUGCCGGGGUGGAUGGUAUGAUAGGGUCUGGGAUGGAUGCGGUUGAGGGGAUGGGGUUUGACGGGAUUGGAAUGGGUGGGGAGCUGUAUUGGGAGAGUUUCUUUCCGGAUGGCGGGUUUUGA
Canariomyces notabilis is the source of this 2184-nucleotide messenger RNA. RefSeq lists its product as uncharacterized. Gene Ontology annotation, cellular component: nucleus. The coding region runs from base 1 to 2184 and encodes 727 amino acids. Gene Ontology annotation, biological process: regulation of transcription by RNA polymerase II; DNA-templated transcription. The transcript is spliced from 2 exons. The record is from RefSeq and is a predicted model, not a curated record. NCBI's taxonomy places the organism in Eukaryota, Fungi, Ascomycota, Sordariomycetes, Sordariales, Chaetomiaceae. Gene Ontology annotation, molecular function: RNA polymerase II cis-regulatory region sequence-specific DNA binding; zinc ion binding; DNA-binding transcription activator activity, RNA polymerase II-specific.